Triplophysa dalaica is the source of this 2035-nucleotide messenger RNA. It is a transcript of the gene ikbip, whose product is annotated as IKBKB interacting protein. Bases 197 to 1231 code for a protein of 344 amino acids. NCBI's taxonomy places the organism in Eukaryota, Metazoa, Chordata, Actinopteri, Cypriniformes, Nemacheilidae. The record is from RefSeq and is a predicted model, not a curated record. The transcript has 3 exons.
GUCUCGCGCUGUUUCUGUGCUGCUGCGUGCGUGGCGCUUUCAGCAUCUGACGAGAUUUAAAACUCACUACAAUCAUAUAACAGAGAAUGACUUUAGUUUUAAAAUAUAUCUCUCUAUACUCGCACCGGUAAGAUUAUAUCUGCGCACUCUGAAGCGCUUAUAAAGUUUCAAAGACUUUUAAUCUGCUGGUUUAAACAUGCAGAGCAGCGACGUAAAACGACGCAAAAAGGCGUCAGAUGCCAAACAAAACGGAGAGAAGAGAAGAGAAGAAGAGAGAGAAGAAGAAGAAAACAAGAGAGAAGAAGAAGAAAACAAGAGAGAAGAAGAAGAGAGUAAAAAGACGAAUGAAACGACACAGAAGAGCUCUGACGUCACGCUCGUGUUUAGUCUGAUGUCUCUCGCCGGUUCUGUGAUCGUGAUGUGGAUUCUUUAUCAGCAGAACUCGAGGUUUACAGAAAUCAAAGAACAGUAUGAUGAUUUAUAUGAGAAGACUCGAAGUGUCCUGGAGCUUCAGUCACAGAUGUCUUCAGUCUCAGAUAAAUGUGAGCGUGUUCAGUCUCUCAUGUCCAGUCUGAAGAGACCGCCGGCUGUUUCUCAUCUGGAGAGUUUGGACAUGGAGGUCUCUCUUCUGAAGGAGAAGUUCUCAAACCUUACCAGACACCGGCAGCGACUCCAGGAGAACCUGAGUGGUUUGUUUCAGGCUGUGCAGAACUUGGAGAACCGAAGUCUUGUGAUCUCUAGUGAUGUGAUGUCAAAGGUGGCCUCCGUCCGCACAGACGUCAGGCGUAUGUCUGGACUGGAGGGUGAAGUGAAGGAUCUCCUCAGUCAGACAGACACCCUCGAGGAGAAGGUCGCUCAGACCGAGAAACUGAUGAUCAAACGCAUCGCCGAUCUGCUGGCCGGCAGCAUCGAUCGUGUUUCUGCUGUGAAGAGCUCGACGGAGAGGAACGCUCAGAGACUGGAUCACAUGGCUAAACUCAUUCAGGAUGUCUCCACAGCCAACAGUGAGAUCUCGGAGCGCAUCCUGACGCUGGAGAGCGCUCAAGCCAAGAUGUUGAAGAUGAGCACGUUCGCCGCUGACCUGAAGCCCAAAGUGUUCACCAUCAGACAGGACUUCAACGUUCUGGAGGCCAAACUGUCUGAACUGACGCUGAGGAUCGGACUGAUCGCUGAAGACGUCAUGAGAGAAGAACAAUUGACAGAGAUGAAGAACAACCAACCGUACAUCUGAAGAUUGUAUAUCUGACACACUGGACCAGAAACACACACUGUGACACAUUCAAACUCACGUUUAGAUCAAGAGUGCACACUGCAAGCGUGUGAGGGAAAUCUAACGCAUCUGACCAUAUUAGGAACAUCAGGUUCCUCUUCAAUAGUACUGACAGGUACUCCACCUUACUUGUGUAUACAUUUGGGCGGUCUUAGUCACAUCAGACCACCAACUGAUGUAGAUUUGUGGGGGUGUGGUCACACAAGGUGUUACAGACAGGUCUGGGUGAACAUUCACUUUAAGAAAGAACGACUCACUUUUAUUUCUGGAAUUUAACGUGUCUAAAACAUGCAUGAGCAACUUAUAACACACCAAAGACCCAUAAAAACAUGUGUUCACGCCAUAUGACCCCUUUUAUGUCACAUGGAAACUUAUGUCUUCAUUUUUUAUGAUAUGAAACUUUUUCCCUAAAUCGUUUCUUUUGGUCAUCCUUCAUAUUUAACCAAUGAAAAGUAUUUAAAAAAGUUUGUCAACAUGUCAUGUUUUACAUUUCAUAAAAAGCAGCAGUUUUGAUAAUAAGAUGUUUCAACCCCGACAACGACAUGCAAAGCUAUUAGAUUCAGUAAUCCCUUUUUGAUUUGGAAUAUAAAUUGUUUAUUUUCUGGGGUUAUUGUCUGUAAUGUACAUGAGCAGAUGAAAUAAUGUCAUCAUUACUAAUAUUUGGCACCUUUUAAGUAUUAUUAAUUAAGAGUAGUAUUAAUAUUGUCACCACCUUUCAUUUAAAAUCUUUAAAUUGUUGUUUGAAAAUAAAGAAAUGAAAUGUGA